Solanum verrucosum is the source of this 1983-nucleotide messenger RNA. RefSeq names its product probable serine/threonine-protein kinase At1g01540. Gene Ontology annotation, biological process: protein phosphorylation. The transcript has 10 exons. The record is from RefSeq and is a predicted model, not a curated record. Lineage: Eukaryota; Viridiplantae; Streptophyta; Magnoliopsida; Solanales; Solanaceae. Gene Ontology annotation, molecular function: protein kinase activity; ATP binding. The coding region runs from base 1 to 1983 and encodes 660 amino acids.
AUGUAUCUCAACUUUACAGCCAUCAUACAGAGGCUCUCGAAGCCAAUUCCAUUCUUUGGGAUCAAAUUAUGGAUUGCAAUUCUCACUUGCAUUGUUCUUUUCGUCCUCAUCUGCAUCACUACUCUCUGUAUCAUCAUAACCAGGCCGCGCCGCCGCUGUAAAGCACGCAAGUCCUUGAAGCCAAUGGGCAUGAGAAGUAUCCCAGAAAAACAAGUGAUAGUUUCUACUCGUAGAGCAACUAAGCCUAGUUAUCAAUUCAGAUUGAUAGAAAUUCAAGCAGUAACAAAUGACUUUGCUGAUGAAAACGUAGUUGCUUGCGGAGAUUAUGCCAUUGUUUAUCAUGCUAUCAUGUUUGGUAACACUCGAGUUGCAAUAAAGCGGUUGCUCAGUUGCAGGACUAAAGCGAAGGAAUUUACAGGGGAGGUGGAAGUAUUAUUGGGACUCAGACACAAAAACAUGGUGAACUUGUUUGGUUAUUGUUUUGAAGGAAACUACAGGAUAAUCGUGGAGGAGUACGUAGACAAUGGCAAUCUAGGGCAGUGGCUUCAUGACUGCAUCAGUGAAGUUAGCCCCUUAACAUGGAAUAUACGGAUGAACAUUGUGCUUGGAAUUGCAAAAGGUUUGGCUUACCUUCAUGAGGAUACUGAACCAGCUGCUAUAAUACAUCAACACCUAAAGUCAAGUAGCAUUUUGCUAGAUAGGCAUUGGAAUCCAAAGAUUUCUGAUUUUGGUAUCACCAAUUUCUUAUAUUCUGAUGAAAGAAGUAAUCACCCAAUAACAACCCCUCCUGGAAUGUCAGGCUAUCUUGCACCAGAAUAUUUAUCCACCGGAAUUUUAGACGAGAAGAGUGAUGUUUACAACUUUGGUAUACUUAUCAUGGAGAUCGUAUCAGGAAAGCCUUCCAUAAAGUACACUAGCACAGAAAAUGAGGAAUAUUUAAUUGACUGGAUGAAAUCAAUGGUGGCAAGCCAACAAUAUGAUCAAAUAGUGGAUCGAAAGCUACCAGAAAGGCCUAGUAUGAAAGAACUGAAAAUAUUUCUGCUCAUUGCUCUUAGAUGUGUUGAUCCAGAUGUCAACAACAGGCCUAAAAUGGGAGAAGUGAUCCAUAUGCUGCAGCCGCGCGAUUUACUACUCAGCGAUAUGUCAUCAGUUGGUGACGGUGAUAGACAUCGCGAGAAUCUUGGAGUUAGCCAGACUAAACAGGCUAAAAAGAAGAAGUCUAGGAGAUCCAUAGAUCCUGAGGAUAUUGUAGGAUCUAUUUCUUCUAUGCCAGAGCACAUCAAUCAUGAUACUCAUUUAUUUGUUGUUUCGUUUGUCGGUGCUUUCUCUACUUCACAAGCAUUGCCUGUACGACGCUACAAGGACCUACCUUUACAGGUUAUUUAUCGAGCACGACCCUUAUCGGCAGGUACUCUAUCUCCCACAGAUACAUCUCCUCAGUUUUCUGCCAUGAGGAUUGGAGAUUCUAGUAACGAGCAGUUAGAUGUUAUGACCGGUACGCCUCCAUUUACUCAACAUUUUGUGCAUCCUGAUGUAUCACCCUCAUCUACAGCUAGACCUAGUGCUACACCAGAUGAUAAGAUGCCUGCUCUAGCUCCUGGCCAGAAGGAUAGAUUUGGUAAAGUCAUGAUUGAGCCGGAUGGAUCAUCGUACAAUUUGGUCAUUACGACCACAUUUGAGAGAAGGGCAUCCGCCAGACUGUCUAGUUGGCUAAAGAAAGUUUGGGAUAGUGGUGAACGUCCGGAUUGGAUGUUGCCUCAUGUUUUUGAUGAAUUGGGUCUGUAUUGGAACACAAACAAGCUUAAGGUAAUAUCAGAACAAACUAAAAAGGCUAGAGGCAGUCUUAAGGGUGGCUCGUUGCACACCGGAGGUGCAAAGACCGUUGGAACAAUUAUAAGAGAGACGAAUGAGUUUCAUCACUACGUCGCUGAGAAUCUAGAUAGUUCGGUCGAAAUGACACAUGAACUGUCCACCCAGAUUUGA